Messenger RNA from Metopolophium dirhodum (rose-grain aphid), 1644 nucleotides. RefSeq names its product sialin-like. The transcript has 7 exons. Gene Ontology annotation, molecular function: transmembrane transporter activity. Gene Ontology annotation, biological process: transmembrane transport; monoatomic anion transport. The record is from RefSeq and is a predicted model, not a curated record. Bases 1 to 1644 code for a protein of 547 amino acids. Lineage: Eukaryota; Metazoa; Arthropoda; Insecta; Hemiptera; Aphididae.
AUGAGGCCUAAUCAGAAUGUUCAGUCACUACAGGUUGCAAGACUUAACACCUGGAUAUCUUCAUUAGAUGAGCAACCACGAAAACACGGUGGCUCGGAUACCGCAGGAGGCGAGACUUAUGAUCCGGAGCUCGUCGAUGAAUCUGUACAUAUUUUUUUUUUUUAUGUGUUGACUCUUGAGACAUUAUUUAGUAUGAUGACGUUGAAACAACCACACGGCAACAGCAACAACAACGAUAACGACAACGACGACAUCAACAACAUCAGCGUGGUCGGGUCGUACACGCUGCGGCAGCGUCGGAGGAGGUGCGCGACCAACGGUUGGCUGACGAUGGUGUUCUUGGCGUACUCGUACCUGCUGACCGUCCGGGUGCAUUUCACGUACUCGAUGAUGGUGAUGAUGAACGUACCGCUGGCGGCGGGUCCAGCCGACCUACCGCCGUGCCCGGGCGCCGUGCUGGACGUGGGCCGGAACUCCACGACCGUGGUGGCCAGGCGGCUGGACUGGACGAUCCGGGAACAGGCUGCCACGAUGGGCGCGUACUUUUUCGGCACACUGGUGUCCACUCUCCCGGGCGGCAUAUACUCGAGCUACGGUUACGAGCGCUCCAUAAUGAUGUGGUGCGUGGCCAUCACAGCCGCCACGUUGGCACUGGUACCGGUCGCGUUCGUCCAGUACGAGAGUUGGGUGGCCGUUACGUUUCUCAGGUUCCUGCAAGGGUGUGCGUUCGGGCCGACCGGCUCUUGCGGCGGGACGUUGGCCGGUAAAAUCAUACCGAUAACGAACAGGAUCCUGUACACGACGUUCAUGUUCUCCGGCACAGUGUUCGGCGGCUCCAUGGGGAACUUGUACAGUGGAAUAGUCAUACCUAACGUAUCGCACGACGGCAGCUACUUGGCGCUAUCCGUCAUCGGAUUCGUCUGGGUCGCCGUGUGGGCGACCAUGAUGCAUCUGACACCGUACGACACCGACUUAAACGGCAUCCCAAUGUCCGUGUCGUUCAUAUCCACAUCGUGGACCACGAUCAUCCUAUCCAUGCCAUUCAUCAGUCUGCUGAACGCAUCAUUCGGACUCGGAUUUUUAUACAGCUUCAUCACUACCUGGUUACCGAUUUAUACUGCCAAUGUCCUAGGUGGCGAUGCUAUAAGAAACGGCGUACCAGUCUCUGUGACAUGGAUAGUCGGUUGGAUAACGUCUAUAAUCGCAGGAAUCUCAGCCGGGUCGUUGACAAACGUUGACACGUUUACGAGGACAACGGUCAGGAAGAUGUACGUCGGAAUUGUGUUAAUCGGAUCACCGAUAAUGCUCUUUGGCGCCAUGGUCGCUGGAUGUAACGGUGCGUAUGUCAGAACAUUUACGAGAACGUCUGUGAUAUUAUUGGGCUUUGAACGAAGCAGUAUUCGAAUAAAUUCCAUGGACUUAUGUCCUGGUUAUGUGGGAAGUCUAAUAGCAAUGUGUGAUGUUUUUUACUCUAUGGGAAAUAUAAUUGAUGUAGUGGUGGUUAGAAGUUUAUUUGCAGACACCAUGAACUGGAGCGUGACAUUCCAUGUGACUAUUAUUGUAUCAAUUUCGUGUAGCAUACUAUUUCUAUUUUUCGGAUCCUCACUACAACAAUGCUGGGAUCAAAGAUACAUACGUCCGUAA